Metschnikowia bicuspidata var. bicuspidata NRRL YB-4993 is the source of this 573-nucleotide messenger RNA. It is a transcript of the gene NUO2, whose product is annotated as Nuo2p. The coding region runs from base 1 to 573 and encodes 190 amino acids. Lineage: Eukaryota; Fungi; Ascomycota; Pichiomycetes; Serinales; Metschnikowiaceae. The transcript has a single exon. The record is from RefSeq and is a predicted model, not a curated record.
AUGAGCGGCGGCCCUGUUCCAGUAUGGAAGAAAUACACCACCAGGCCCACCGGCAUCUGGGAGAAGAUCCGCCAGUGGUUGGUGCUCGUGCCCAACAGAUCCUCGGGUAACCCCUUGGUCCACCACUACAGAGCCAUUCCGCCCGGCGCCAGGAUCGAGCAGGCCAACAGCUACCAAGACCCCGUCACGCUCCCCGCCGGCGACAUCAGGGGCAACCCCUACUACAAGCGCGACUACCGGCGCAACUAUCCCCAAGUGCACGGGUUUGACCAGACCAAGGUGUCUGGCUUGUUGACGCUAGGCUCGGCCGCAAAGCCGCGGAUAGCCGCCGGCGACAAGGGCUCCAAGGAGUUGGCGGCCUUCGGUGCCGGCGCGGCCGUCAGCUUGGCCUCCACCUUGACCGCCGUGGACCCGGGCGUGCUCAGGGGCCAGGUGUUGGGCCUGGCCGGCGAGCCCGUGGUGGCGCCGUCCAUGCACAAGUUCAAGUGGCGCAUCUUGGACGAGCCCGAGCACGGCAUGUACACGGACGACUACCCGUGCCGCUCGUUCAACGUCGAAAAGCCCUCGCCGUGA